Molecule: messenger RNA, 378 nt
Organism: Aphanomyces astaci
Lineage: Eukaryota; Oomycota; Saprolegniomycetes; Saprolegniales; Verrucalvaceae
Exons: 1
Coding region: 47-313 (88 amino acids)
Source: RefSeq, a predicted model, not a curated record
UUCCACGCCACCCUUUUGCAGUGACUGAAGACUGACCGCAAGCAACAUGUCGGCGCCGCCUCUCGACCCCCGCCUCCCCAAGUUCCCCGUCAAGAUGAAGUACCCUUCCUUUAACGACACAACCAGCAACUUCAACUUCUCGGACUAUGCGACAGUCGCCGUGUUCUCCGUCGUGUCCUUUGGUGCUGGCUACGUACUUGGCCGACCUGUCCGCGUGCCAUCCAGUGUGGCCACCGGUGUGCUGGGCACAGUCGGCGGGUAUCUGUAUUCGUUCCAAAACUCUGCCGCCAGACUGCAAGGAUUCAAGGAAUAGGCGAUAAGAUAUGGAGUUAUAGGAUCAACAACCACCGUAUCCCAAAUGAUCUGUUUGUUCGUCGA